AUGCCGGUAGAGCGUGUUCCGACGCCAUGCCCGACGAUUCGGAAAAUGACUCCUGCAGCCGAAUAUCAUGAGUAUGCAACAAAGUUCCUCAGAGAUUUCACAAACUAUAUGGUUAAAGAAAAAAUGUGCAUGAAGCUUCUCAUGUUUGUCUAUGCAACAAUAAUGUACUCGCUUGUCUUCUUCAUUGAAGGAGACUCUUUCAAGAUCCAAAUGGAUGGAGUUCAAAUCUGCUCCUCCAUCGUCCUUACCGAAAUGGCAUUGGGAGCUUCUUUGACAAUAUCCACUUAUGCCCUUUUGUACAAACGUGCGGUGGCAAUGGCUCCACUCCUCUUCUUUCAGUCUGUCGUGUUAAUGUACGGAUUCUCUCACUACUUGGUUCCAUUUCUCGAUAUGCAAUAUCGCGUAGCUUUGAUGAUUUUCGAGGAGGAUAACACUACCGGAACAGUCUUGUGGACCUGCUUCAGACUUUUAGUUCUUUUCAUCAGCCGUAUCUUCCCACUCAUCAUUCAACUUGGCUUUACGAUUUUCACCAUCAAGAUCAUUUUCUGUCUUAUGCUUGUUGAGAACGUCGAAUCCCGCAUCUACCUUCCAUACCACCGAUCCACCGUCCCAAUGAACUCCCGUGUCUGGUCCUCAAUCCGUCGUAAGAUCUCGGUUCGCCAAUUUCAAGACAGCUCGACCCAAACUCUAGCUGGAGCUCUCACUGACCCAGAAUUGGUUUCUGAGAUGUCGGCUAAAUUUAAGGGGGUCCGGUUUCCCCAGGCCCUGGUCCACCAGGAGGACCUUUGUUAA
Molecule: messenger RNA, 792 nt
Organism: Caenorhabditis briggsae
Lineage: Eukaryota; Metazoa; Nematoda; Chromadorea; Rhabditida; Rhabditidae
Exons: 5
Coding region: 1-792 (263 amino acids)
Source: RefSeq, a predicted model, not a curated record